UCCGCAGUCGGCACCUAAGUCUUGCUCUUUGAAGACAAAAUGAAUUUAUAUAAUAUUAUUCUUGUAUGGGACCUCACUAACAAUCUCCGCCAGUUUGCUUCACAAAAACUAAAGAAAAUGAGAAUUCAGUCAGUUACCUCGUUUUUCUCAAUCACCACACUCACAAUCUUCUGCUUUAUCACCAUUCAGUACGCAGCCAAUGCCUGGAGGAUCAAAAAUCUUUGUUACUUCAAUUGAAGAAUAGCCUCCAGUUCGAUCCAGAUUCCUCUGUCAAGUUGGUGAAUUGGUCACAAACCAACGAUUGUUGUCAAUGGAAUGGUGUGACGUGUGACCAUUUCGGCCUUGUUAUAGGUCUUGACCUGAACACAGAAUCAAUCUCCGGAGGUUUAAACGACUCAAGUAGUCUUUUCAAGCUCAAGUUUCUAGAGAAGCUGAACUUGGCUAGCAACAACUUCAACUCCGAACGAACUCCAUCCAGUUUUGGAAUCCUCACAAGUCUGUCAUAUCUGAAUUUGUCAUACACUGAUUUUGUUGGGCAGAUUCCAAUGGAAUUCUCGCGCUUGACGAGGUUGGUAAAGCUUGAUCUAUCUAAUGACAACUAUUUUUCUACCAUCAGAAUUGUGCACCCAAUUUAUUUACACUUGUUCAUAACCUUAGUGGGCUUACAGAGCUUCAUUUGGACGGGGUAAAUAUAUCAGCAAAUGGGUCUGAAUGGGGUCAGGCCAUUUCAUCUUCACUGCCUAGCCUGCGAGUUUUGAGCUUGAGUGGUUGUUCACUUUUAGGCCCUAUUGAUUCUUCUCUUCAAAACCUUCAAUAUCUUUCAGAACUCAAUCUGGCUGUGAACAAUCUCUCAUCUCCGUUUCCGAAUUUCUUUGCGAAUUUUACCAAUUUGACAGUUUUGAAUCUCCGUGGGACAAACUUGUAUGGAAUGUUUCCAAACAUCAUAUUUCAGCAAGUACAAACACUGGAGACACUGGAUUUGUCUCACAAUAAACUGCUCAAUGGUUCUUUACCCGAUUUUCCACGAAAUCUGUCCCCUCGAAGUCUGGUGAUCAGUAACACCAAUUUUUCAGGGAACUUACCGGAAUCUAUCGGGAAUUUGAGGGAGCUAAGAAGGAUAGAGAUUUAAUUACGACUGUUAUUUCAGCGGACCGAUUCCGAGUUCACUUGCAAACCAUAGUCAGCUUGUUUACUUGGAUUUUUCAAACAACAAUUUUAGUGGUUCAAUACCUUUGUUUCAGGGAUCCAAGAAUCUCACUUCCAUACACCUCUCUCAUAAUGCUCUAACAGGUCCAGUUCCUUCCAUUUACUUUGAAGGCCUUUCAAUCUUGUAUUUGUUGAACAAUUCCUUCCAUGGGAGUAUUCCUUCUUCCCUGUUUUCCCUUCCAUCAAUGCAAGAAAUUGACCUUUCCUACAACCAAUUCAGUGAAAUUCCGGGGUCUCUUCCUUAUGGUUCCUUGUCUCCUUUGGUUAUACUAGAUUUGAGUACUAACAAAAUACAAGGACCUUUCCCCUCCUACUUGUUUGAUUUUCAAAGUCUGAAUACCCUCUUUAUUCUUCCAACAACUUAAGCGGCACCCUACAGCUUGAAAGUUUCCAUAGGCUUCAAAAUCUUACAGUGCUUGAGCUUUCAUACAAUAGCUUGUCAGUGGAUGCAAGUAUUAGUGAGUCUAGCUUAUCAUCCUUUCCCCAACUCAUAGAUUUAGCUUUGGCUUCUUGCAAGCUGCAAAAGAUCCCUCCUCUAAUGAACCAGUCGAGCUUAUUGGGUUUAGACCUUUCUGACAACCAAAUUUCUGGGCUCAUACCUAAUUGGAUUUGGAAUAUUACUAAUGGAUAUCUAAAUCUUUCUUCUAAUCUCCUAGUGGGUUUUCAACGGGGUUUCGUUAUUCCUACUGUUGGUUACCUUGACCUUCAUUCCAAUCAGCUCAGUGGUGAAAUCCCAAUACCAACAGAAGUGGGAGCCUACGUGGACGACUCGAGGAAUAAUUUCAGCUCUUCUAUCCCUGCUGAAAUUGGCAACCGCCUUCCCAAUGCUUGGUUCUUCUCUAUUUCUUAUAACAUGCUUUCUGGACCCAUCCCUCCAUCAAUAUGCAAUGGCAGCCACCUUGAGAUUCUUAAUUUGUCCAACAAUAGAUUCAGUGGCACUAUACCUAAAUGUUUGAUAGAUAAAGGGAUUGCAACCCUCCGCGUAUUGAAUUUGCAGAAUAACAAUCUUACUGCUAACAUAAUGGGGACAUUCCCGGAAGGUUGCACUUUGAGGACCCUCGAGUUGAAUGGAAAUCACUUGGAAGGGGAGGUUCCAAAUUCCCUUGCAAAUUGUGUAAAUGUGGAGGUUUUAAAUCUCGGUACCAACAACAUAAUUGGUAAGUUCCCUUGUUUUUUGGCGAACUUAUCAAAAUUGCGCAUCUUGGUUUUACGAUCCAACAAGUUCCAUAGAAAUAUUAGCUACCGAGCUAAUUACCUCUGGCCAAAGCUUCAAAUCAUUGACCUAGCUUUCAAAAACUUCAGCGGUAUUCUGCCGGCAAGUUUCUUUUCACAGAGGAAGGCGAUGAUGGAUGGGGGUAAUGCAUGACCAAAUUCCAAUCACUUGCGUUUUGAGUCCUCAAAAUAUCUACUAUCAGGAUUUAGUGACAGUUAUCAACAAAGGGAUAGAGAUGAAACUGUUGAAGAUCUUAACUAUAUAUACCAUCAUCAAUUUCUCAAACAACAGUUUCAAAGGAAAUAUACCAAAUACAGUUGGGGAUCUGAAAUCCCUCUAUGCUCUCAACCUAUCUCACAAUGUCCUCACUGGGUUAAUCCCAUCAUCACUUGGAAACAUAACACAGCUUGGAUCACUUGACCUCUCGUGGAACAAGCUCGAGGGAAGAAUCCCGGUGACACUUGCACGUCUUACAUUUCUUGCAUUCUUGAACGUAUCAUACAAUCAACUCAUCGGAAUGAUCCCAACUGGCCCCCAACUUCAACUAUUUUCAAUACUUCGUUCGAAGGAAACAAAGGAUUAUGGGGACCUCCUUUGAUCGCUAAGGAAGUAGAACCGGUACCGCCAACAUUGAAUGGUACGCAAUCAUAUACUGAGGAGGAUGAGAUUAACUGGGUCUACGUAAUCGCUACGUUGGGGUAUACUGCGGGGUUUGGAGUUAUUGUUGGACCACUUUUAUAUUCGAAAAGAUGGAGACAACGCUACUACGAACCACUCGAUAGAGUUAUUGUGAGGAUUCUAUAUCUUCGAGAGCAGCAAGCAAGACAUCAAAGGAGAAGAGACAACAUAAACCAGCUUCGGAGAUGCCACCACCACUGAAGGGGACGACAUUGUUCGAGUAGGAAUCCUUUUACCCUGUUUUGCACGACAUCAUAUAUUGGCAGGCGAGCGAUCACUUGGAAGGGACAAGAUUUAGCAUUGGGCACUAAGUUGGCUAUCUUAGUUUCAUGUCAUUUAGUAAUUUCAGUUACUUGAGUUGCGAGCAUGUAAUACUAUGGCAUGACAUGGUACUUGUCUAUUUGCUGCUUUUCUAAUUGGGCUUAGCGGACCCGGUGGUUUGUAAUUAAUUUAGCUCAGUACUAUUUAUCUUUCAGUGUUCAAUAAAUAGAAUCUUUCGAGUAAGAGUUAAAAACAAUUGGAGAAAAAGUGAAAUUUUUUUU
Molecule: messenger RNA, 3639 nt
Organism: Rhododendron vialii
Lineage: Eukaryota; Viridiplantae; Streptophyta; Magnoliopsida; Ericales; Ericaceae
Product: receptor-like protein 7
Exons: 3
Coding region: 1745-2572 (275 amino acids)
Molecular function (GO): protein binding
Source: RefSeq, a predicted model, not a curated record